Messenger RNA from Dendronephthya gigantea, 2411 nucleotides. RefSeq names its product lysophosphatidic acid receptor 4-like. Gene Ontology annotation, cellular component: membrane. Gene Ontology annotation, biological process: G protein-coupled receptor signaling pathway. Lineage: Eukaryota; Metazoa; Cnidaria; Anthozoa; Malacalcyonacea; Nephtheidae. The record is from RefSeq and is a predicted model, not a curated record. Bases 1172 to 2101 code for a protein of 309 amino acids. Gene Ontology annotation, molecular function: G protein-coupled receptor activity. The transcript has a single exon.
AUUCACGUGAUUCCUGCAUGCACGUUGAGUGUUUACAAAUGGGAGAUAACAUAAAAACAUAUAGUGCUUAAUAUUCAAUUGAUUCCUUCACCAAAUCAGACCAAGAUAGCCGAUCUUAACUGCUCCUUCCUUCAUCCUUCAAGUUUUAGAAUGGUCAAUUGUGCAUGCAUUUUCGGUACAUAAAUCUCCUUUUAAACAUUGGAAAACACCUGAAAUUGUUAUUUCUAUGUGAAGCAAUGAGCAAUUCACAAGAGCAUGUAUUUUGCAUCUAUGAUUCCCGAGAGAGUACUCGACUUUUCAUGCAUUUGUCAUGAAAAUUUUAUCGCCGACCGUUUCCAUUUUUCAUUUUAACGCUCAGGCCCUCGAAAGCGUCUCGAAAUGUGCGUAGGUUUUCAAAGUUAUUCAUCAACGGAAAGGCGCGAUAAUCUUUCCUUGCAAACGUUAAAAAAAUCUAUCGUAUUUUUAUUUAAUAUCCUGCGAUGUUUACGUUUGCCUAUGGUAGUAUAUAAUGACUUUAAGAAACGUUAUUGGAAAAUGAUGAAUUAAUUCGUAAAUCAUCUCACAAAAUAUUGCUUAAGGCUUCUAUUGUAAUUGAUUAAACAAAACGUCAGAACUCGUCAGACAAACGUUUUCACGAUAGCUGGAAAACAAACAACGCGACUAAAGACAUCUGCGGAGAUUUGGAUUUGGGGCAAUUCUUUCUACUUCAAAAUUUGCACUAUAAAACCAUCGAUACAAUAAAAUCCUUUUCCGGAUCGCCCGACCUUCUCGCGUCCGGAAGUUUUAAAGGCUAUUCUCCAUUACCGUUCGCUGAAUAGAUGAACAUCUGUCCCAAUCAUAUGUUGACUUACCCACGUUAAACUCGAAAAUAUUUACAAACGUCGUAUUGAGAGCGAAAACAAGUAGCUACAUAUAUAUUGGUUCACGCUCAUGAACAGAAAGACGAGGGAAACGUCCGAAUGUGCGCUCACCACGAAGAAGUUAGCGUUCCAGAUUGCGCUGAAGAGAUUGUGAUUCAUUGCUAUAUGUAAUUGACUAGAACUACCGAGUGCUUUGGGAAUCAUCCAAGAAGGAAAUUUCGACUGCAACGAGUUAAAAUCAGCUUUGCCGAGGCUUUGAAUGUAAAGUGGAGUGGUCGCGUUUGAUGUAGGGAAAUCAAGAUUGUGCGACCAUGAUGAUGGAUCAAUUUAACCAUUCCUUGUUCAAUUCAAGUUUUUACCCAACUGAUUUUGGCAAGGUGACUGCUAAUGUGUACAUCAUUUGUGAAAUAACCUUGGCGUCGCUGGCACUAUUGUUUAAUUCUACUCUUCUGUUUGUUUUGUACAAAGAUCCGCUCAAACGAUUUCGGGAUUCGUUUAAUAUAUUUUUAACAAGUUUAACGUUUGCAAACACAUUGACCGUUACAUCCUUACUUCUGUCCAAAGUUCUUCCGCUCGUGACAUACCCGCUUCCGGCCGUCGCCGAAGCAGUGCUCGGCAGCGCUCUCGUUUCCGGGACACAGUCAUCGUUUCUGGUCGUGACCUGUAUCACUCUCGAUCGCCUGGUAGGCGUCGCGUUUCCGUUUCGCCACAAAUCUCUCGUGACCAAGCGUCGCGCGUGUUUUGCGAAUCUCGCGAUUUGGUGCGUGUCGAUCUCACUCGAUCCAAUCCUCUAUAGGCAGGUCAUGUUUCGCGUCGCGUGGUUUCAAUUAUACGCCGCUGAAAUACUCUGCCUUUGUCUCAUCAGUCUGAUUGUCUAUCCUAUUACGCUCAUGAAGUUUCUCCGGGGUGAAGCCCGCAGGACAAAAGUUAUGUCGCCUAGCAAGUCAUGGCGCGCAGAGAGACUCACACGGAAACGUCAUCUGACGUGUACAGUUCUUUUAAUAACCGUUACCAUGGUAAUAUUCACAGUCCCAUACAUCAUCCUAAGCGUGUUUGUCUGGAUUGAUUGUAUUGGCUGUCUUUUGGCCCCGGCAUUCCUGGAACUACUCGUUCUUUAUCCCAUCGUAUAUGCUGGCCAUUUUGGACUCAAUCCUUUUAUUUAUGCAUGGAGGCUGCCCGACUACAGACGUUCGCUAGUCUCCUUGGCUUGCAUGCGUCAGAUUAGAUCAAACCAGAUCUAAUCGUUCGCCUUUAGCUGAUAAACAAGUACGAUCGUACUAUUGGACCAGGAACUGGUGAAGUAUAGAUUCAAUCUUUCUCUCCAGGAUGAAAUUUCAAAUAUCUAUGAACCUAGGCAAUCUUGCGGUUAUGUUAAAAUUAUCGCUUUUCUACAGUUUUCAUCUGCCUUUUCAAAGACAUUUAAAAUAUGCCGAGUUGCACAUCUAUGUCCUAAUCUAUGCCGCUGUAGCUGGCGAGAAGCUAGCGUUGCGUGCACCGUGCCACUGUCAUUAUAGUCGUUUUUUAUGUAUAUGUAUGCUGGGCAAACCCUAA